Messenger RNA from Tribolium madens (black flour beetle), 434 nucleotides. RefSeq lists its product as uncharacterized. The record is from RefSeq and is a predicted model, not a curated record. The coding region runs from base 61 to 405 and encodes 114 amino acids. NCBI's taxonomy places the organism in Eukaryota, Metazoa, Arthropoda, Insecta, Coleoptera, Tenebrionidae. The transcript is spliced from 3 exons.
CUACAAAGUCAGACACAUUCGUAAAUUGAAAAUCUUAUUUUCAAAAUAGUUUUUAAAGCGAUGAAUAUUUUCUUAUCAGUGAUAAUUUUAAGUUUGUGCAUCCUGCAACUUAGUUUUGCUCGCAGCAGUAUAAAAUGGACGCUCCUGAAACCUCACCCUUCGAGAAAAGUUGGAAGGUGCUACAACAAAAAAUACGGUCACCUUUCCGUAGGGAGAACUGAUAUUAAGGGAGAAUGUAUGGCUUUGAAAUGCCAUCCAAACGGCAGUAUAACACUUUUCGAGUGUGGACCACGUAUUUUCAAAGGCAUGAGACGAUGUGUUAGAGAGAAACCGCUAGAACCUUGGAAACCAUUUCGUAGGUGUUGUCCAGUUCAUUGUCCAGAAAUGGGCAAUCACUAUAUGUAAUUAUAGAUACUAAUCAAAUAAAUCUUGAG